UGUGAUGAUAGAAGUUCGAAGGAACAUUGUUAUUUUUAAUAAUGGUGUCUAUUGUUUUCGGCGAUCGUCAGAAUAUGUUUAAGACAAUUCUAUGUCUCAACUUCUGGUUUUUAUCAAGCUUUGCUUACGUAUUUGCUGAUAAUAGGGAAAAAGUCAUAAGAUGUAUAGCUGGCAAUGUUACCAUGCAGUUUAAACCCGAAUUGGUAGAUGGCAAAGAGGUGAAGACUUACGUAUGGAACAAGGUCCGAGGCGUAAACAAAGAUCCAAGCUUUGCCAAGUUUGAACCUAGCGUUUCAUCACAGCUUGAGAUAUAUUAUAAUGACGAGCACCAGGUUCAGAAUCGAUUAAUCCACUAUCCCACUGAGCCUGCUACCUUAUACCUCACGAAUUUAAGGAAAAGUGAUCAACAGCAGUACACCCUCGCUCUUAGCUAUGUUGAUUAUAUUGGAACACCCACAGAAUAUAUUAUAGACCUAGAAGUACAAGAUGUUUGUUUUGAAAAACCAAAAGAAGUGGGCAAGUGUGCAGUUACAACAUGUUAUACAGGAGACAAUGGGGUACUGAAGACCCCAGAUGGCGCGAAGCAGACAGUGAUGGGAUAUAAACAAGUGAAGGUCUGUGAUGAAGCGACUUCAGGCAACUAUUUAUGCUGUAAUGCUGCAGGAACCUGUCUUGUUCAACCCUUACAAGAAUCCACAGGUAAUCCUGUUUACUCUGUAAUGUUUAUCUAAAUCACCUUUUAUACUUGUUGAUAUUCAAGUCUUAUGGAAUACAGAGUUAUGUGGAUGUAAACCAAGUAACAGGAUGUGAGAAAUGGUUAUGGAUUAGAUUUGAACCCAAGCCCUUUGAAUUUCUAGUCAGGUAUUCUACCAACUGAGCUGUCUGGUGCCAGUAUUCGAACUCCUCCUACCAUUACAAGCAUUUAACCAAAGUCUAUCUGAUGUUUAGCGUAUUGUUAUAAUCAUACUUAAAUUUUGUUUGACACAUAUUUAUGAAUGUCUCUUGCAGGAAUUCAGGGGUUAUAUGAUGUAAGAUGGUUGAUAUGUCAUACCGUAUAACCAAUAACUUUCGCAAUCUUGCUUCUUUUUUCUGCAAUUUCUGUCAAAUAGCAAAAUAUUGAAUACGCAAAAAUUGUGUCUUGUAUUAUUUUCCAUAAGAAACUUAAAAAUCGCAAAAAUUGACAAUGCAAAUUUAAAAUGCUACAUAUUUUCCCUAUUUUCGCAAAUUUUCUAACACGCGAAGAAAAAACGUAUUUAUGGUACAUGUAUAUCAGUCUGUUGUUAUGAUGAAUAUUUCAA
Magallana angulata is the source of this 1298-nucleotide messenger RNA. RefSeq lists its product as uncharacterized. The transcript has 5 exons. NCBI's taxonomy places the organism in Eukaryota, Metazoa, Mollusca, Bivalvia, Ostreida, Ostreidae. The record is from RefSeq and is a predicted model, not a curated record. Bases 42 to 731 code for a protein of 229 amino acids.